GGGGCUGGGGGCGGGGGAGCGGUCAGGGCGUGCCGAGCCCUUCCUCUCCGGUCUAUAAGCGGGAGGCGGCGGAGCGGGCGUGGGUCCCGCGGGCGGCGAUGGCGCUGCGCUGCCUCCUGCUGCUGCUCUGCGGAGCCGCGCUGGGACCCGCCGUGCAUCUCGACUUCGCCGAGCACCGCAGCCAGGCCGCCAAGAUCAAGGUCAACCCCCGCGGCAACCUCUGGGCCACAGGUCACUUCAUGGGGAAGAAGAGCGUCACGGGGUCCCCGCACCUGGAGUCGCCGGAGGAGCCUGCAAUGCCGAUGGUCUUCGGUCCCUCCCUCCGAGCCUUGCUGGAGGACAUGAUGGAACUGCUGACCCGGGAGCUCCUGAAAAUCCUCUUGCAGGAAAGACUGUUGGAUGAGAACCAAGGGAAAUAUGACCUCACUGACCAGGAGACUGGGCUUUUAACAAAGGUGCUGGAGAAGUACUUUUCAAACUGAAGAGGUGCAGCUGGGGAGGAUGAGGUCUGCAAGGUCAGCUAUGCGUGGUGAACUGAGGAGAGCAUCGUCCUUGUGGGUUUCUAUAGCAACAUUUUAUUUAUUCCUUCUGUAAUAUUGUUAAUAGUGAUUGUGUGUAUGAAAAGUGGAGCCUCUCUGUGUAUGUUUUGUGUGUUCUUGAUGUCUGAUGUGCCCCUGUGAAUAAAGCUGGCUCUUUGCACAGA
Molecule: messenger RNA, 703 nt
Organism: Pipra filicauda (Wire-tailed manakin)
Lineage: Eukaryota; Metazoa; Chordata; Aves; Passeriformes; Pipridae
Gene: NMB
Product: neuromedin B
Exons: 3
Coding region: 99-482 (127 amino acids)
Biological process (GO): positive regulation of hormone secretion; neuropeptide signaling pathway
Cellular component (GO): neuron projection
Molecular function (GO): neuropeptide hormone activity; neuromedin B receptor binding
Source: RefSeq, a predicted model, not a curated record